AAUUUAGUGUCAACUCUUCAACUCUUGAAGAAGAAAAUCCGCACGGUCGGAAACUGCACGACACAGGAGCAAGAGUUAAUACAUGAUGUGGACAACACGUACAUCGGAAGAGCAGCAACAAAAAAUGGCGUAUUCGUCUUACGCUUCAAGGCUGCAAAAUCUUCCGAAGAUGUCACUCUCCCUCAAGCUCCUUCAAUCAUUGCAGCAGCCGCUUUGGUAACCGUUCCACCGAUUGAACUCAGCCGCAGCGAAGAAGAAACUCCUAGUAGCAGCCCCACCGACACACCUGCCGUUAAUAUCAAGAAAGAUAUUAGUCACGAAUACGAAGAAAUUCUGCAACUCGCACCUGAAAAUCUCUUCGACGCGACAACUACUCUCGACAAGCCUUCAGAUACGUCUUCAACUACCAGUAUCUCAGAAAAAGGUUAUGCACUCUCAAGGUUUCUCCUACCUUCAUAUUUCAUGCUCUUGAUUCUUGCUUGGCUGGCCAUAGCAGCAAGCGAGCUCCGUACCCCGCUGCAAACUUUCCUACACUACAGAGAAGCCGCUUACCAGACUACGACUUCCACCGUCUACGAGCAAGGCACGGGCCUCAACUGCUACCAAACCCCUCGUCAUCGCGUUCAACAAUGCAAUGAAGCAGAAGGGUUGAACAGUACCCUACACGAGCUACGUGAGCAGCUGCGUGCACUGCUGACUCAACAAAUUUCUCUGCCCGUCACUUCACGAUUCUCUGUCAAGCCUCCGGAUGUUGUCGAGGCUCCUCUCCACUACGUGCAACACUCUCGUGGUUUUGCAUUCGUCCCCUUUGGCCUUGCCACGUUCAUUGGCGCAACCCCAACCACUUUCAACCCGACUCAUUUUUACUCUGCCGAAGUGAGGGGGGGAAGGAGGAUCUACACGCACUUCGUCAAAGCCAAAAUUCGUCAUCAACAAGGGAAGCACGCGAUUGGUCUACCAUUUGACCAAUGGAAUGACCGCCGACUACUUACAGCACAUGAAGUUUACACGUCAGAAGAUUCCAAAUUGCAGAUUUCAUUCGCCGGACUCCAACCACGACGUGACUACAUCGAACUUCCAGGAAUGAAGGGGAGUGUUGUGGUAAAUGAAGUUUCGCAUUCCUGCAAGUUCCGUUUUCAGUGUAGUUAGCAGUAUCGAGUUUCUCAGUAAGUAAACAGGUCCGAGUGCUGAUGUCAGCAAAGCAUCGUGGGUCUCGGCAUGACGUCAGCAUACUGCUUCAGUUACGCGAUUAGGCGUAACGAACCGUUUCAGUCACGCGAACAGUCGCGGCCCUAUAGUAUGACGAAUAGGUCGCAUAGCGCGAUGGUGACAAACAGGUACAUUAGCGAACAGGUUCACUCUGAUAAGACUUCCGCUGUCUUACUAGUCUACCAUUCCAGCAAAGAUCCUUGGUUAAGUACUCGUGUUUGUAGAUUCUAUACUUAGUCUACUACAACACCAGAUGUUUUAUUUCAUGGUAUGAGAGCUAUCUGGAAUUAAGACUACCGUCAACUAUGACUGGUUCAUCACCAGCACCAUCUGCUGGAUCAGUUACUGGGACUACUGGAGCACAUGUCUCCACUACUGCCACUGGUCUCUCAGCCUCUGGGCCAUUACCACCAGCCUACGCUAAUAUCGGUAUGCAACAGCAGAAUCCACCUUCUGUCAAUACUCCAGGUGCUCCAUCGACUGCACCUGCAGCGCAACAGCAACAAUCACAGACAUCAGCACAUCAACAAGCGUCGGUACAGCCACCACAGCCGCAGUCGCAGCAGUUUCAGCAUCCUUUCUAUAUCUUCGGUCGUUCCCCUGCUCAGCAACAACAACAGCAGUAUCAGCAACCACAGCCAGUACAGCAACAGCAACAGCAACAAUAGCAGCAACAACAACAACAACAACAACAGCAACAGCAACAGCAACAACAGCAACAGCACGGCAUUGUUUUUCAGCCUCCAAAUUUACUUAACAAUACUCAGAUCAAGACAACUUGGAGCAGCAGAGUUUCUUGCACGCCUCUCUCGGGGCAUAUACAGUUCUUGUACGGAACCUGUCGCCGAAGGAGCAGCUCGGCGUCCGAUCUUUUCACUCAAGUUUUACACCAGCCGAAACUGCAUGGAAUCAUCGAAAGGGGUAUACAUGGCAAAGGAUACGAUAACAGUGAGUAAAAUACUUUCGCAGCUGACAAGUGUGCAGAUGAUGACAAACGAAAAUGUCAUGGACUACGUUAACCGUGUCCGUACACUACGCGAUCAACUGGAGAAAAGUGGAGGAUACUUCCCUCGUGAGAUGUAUCUCACGGUCCUUCUUGCUGGCCUUGGACCCGAAUGGCGACAGAUGCGCGCCUUCCUGCGUAUGAACCCAAACCUCUCCGAAGCUGAAAUUUCGUCGUAUCUUCAAGCAGAACAGCAAGAUCUUGACCUGCAGUUACAACGCAACAAAAAGAGGGAUAUACAACUCAGUUUCUAUUCAACACCAACUCGACGUCCUCGACACUUCUGUCAAAUUUGCAACAAGGGAGGACAUUCUACCGACCGAUGCUAUUUUAACAAGAAGUAUUUACCUCAUGAAGAAUCGCAGAGGACGCAAUCAUCACAGCAACUACGACAGCCUUCGAAGCAGUUUUUGCAGAAUCCUACGCCUCCAAAAUCAGCAUCUGCAAUAUCAACACCACCAACGACACUCAGUUCUGCCCCUCCAAGCAACUCAUCAAAGCCGACAGCCACUACUUCAAACUCUGCCACUAAUACGGUAACUUCAAAUUUUCGUUUACCUACUUCAUCCACUCACAUGGUCAAUUGCAGUACAGAUACUGAUACUUGGUACUUGGAUAGUUGUUGUGGCCAUCAUAUGGUCUCUUCAACCAAUCCUUUCAUCUACAACCGUCGUCGACUUCUUCAACCCUGCCCAAUCACACUCGCCAACGGUCAAACAAUUUCAGCAGAAAAUAUCGGCAGUCUACUUUUGACAUCAAUCGAUACGGGAAAGUCUUUAUGCCUUACCAGCGUUUUACUCGUCGACAAUCUUGGCUUCAAUUUAGUGUCAACUCUUCAACUCUUGAAGAAGAAAAUCCGCACGGUCGGAAACUGCACGACACAGGAGCAAGAGUUAAUACAUGAUGUGGACAACACGUACAUCGGAAGAGCAGCAACAAAAAAUGGCGUAUUCGUCUUACGCUUCAAGGCUGCAAAAUCUUCCGAAGAUGUCACUCUCCCUCAAGCUCCUUCAAUCAUUGCAGCAGCCGCUUUGGUAACCGUUCCACCGAUUGAACUCAGCCGCAGCGAAGAAGAAACUCCUAGUAGCAGCCCCACCGACACACCUGCCGUUAAUAUCAAGAAAGAUAUUAGUCACGAAUACGAAGAAAUUCUGCAACUCGCACCUGAAAAUCUCUUCGACGCGACAACUACUCCCG
Molecule: messenger RNA, 3409 nt
Organism: Closterium sp. NIES-67
Lineage: Eukaryota; Viridiplantae; Streptophyta; Zygnematophyceae; Desmidiales; Closteriaceae
Source: the annotation of a GenBank genome assembly